Molecule: messenger RNA, 672 nt
Organism: Copidosoma floridanum
Lineage: Eukaryota; Metazoa; Arthropoda; Insecta; Hymenoptera; Encyrtidae
Product: anti-sigma-I factor RsgI-like
Source: RefSeq, a predicted model, not a curated record
AUGACGGAAAAACUGAAAAAUAAAACAAAAAAAGAUAACUUUACAACGAUAAAUGACAAAGAGCAAAAAUUGUCGCAAGAACCAGCAGACAACAAACUAACGUACAUACGCAAAGAAAAAAAUAUGGAAAAAGAGGUAAAAACAACCAGCACACCAUUGAUAAACAAAGUGGCAGCAACACAGAGGAAACCCAAGCUGGCAGAACAUUUGGGAUUCCAACUAGCGCAGAAUAGCAAGGCUGUGGAGAGAGCAGAAAAAGAGAGAGAGCGGAAAGCUAGGGAGGCAAUAGAGGAAUUGGCAAUGGCAGCAACACCUGACGGAGACAAAGAAGGUUUAGAGAGAUCGGAAUAUAAAAGAGGGGUAAAGGACCAGCAGAGGGAGAGUAGAGCCACAGAGGAAACCAAUGGCAACGCCUCACCUAAAAAUAAUAAUGGAAAUCAAGAGGAUGACCCCGAUAAACAGGAGUCUCAAGAUAACACAGAGAAAAAUCUUGAAGAAAACAGCAACGAACAAUAUGUAAACAAAAGAGAGGGAGAGAAUGGUGAACAGGGCACAUGGGAUACGAAGAGCGACAAAGAAAGCAAGAGAGAGAAAGAAAGAGAGAAGGCUGAUGUAGAGCGAAUCAUACCCCCGCCUAAACCUCCACCACCACUGAACACUAACACCAAUUGA